GUAAUUUCUCAAAGUUAUGGCCAUAUCACACUGAAAACAUCAGUUCUCGUCCGAUCACCGAAGUUAGGCAACGUCAACUGUAGAUUGUAUUUAGAUGGGUGACCACUUGGGAAACUUGCGUAAGCAUCUUUUCGGCUCAGAUGUGGGUUUGUGCUUGAGAAGUUCACUUCAUAACUACAUGAUUUUAGGUUCAAUCCCCUAGCAUGACACUUUCAGCUUCUAUCUUAUAUCACCGCCUCGGUUCGACCAAAGAUUUGUAAACCUAUGUGAAAUUUGAUAGACGAAAACUAUCGGCGGAAUCGGCCCUGUUUUGUGAUGAUUGAUUUAAUUCAUCAGCUGGUCUAGUAUCAUCACAUGUCCCAUAUGUACCUUUAGUAGAGUUUACUCUUACAAACAUUCAGACCAAGUCUCCACUCCGAUGAUGACUCGUGUCCAAGAAUUUCGGAGACCCUGAAAUGGGUCAGAGACGCUGCCCUUCUAACCAAGCCAUUUUUGUAUCAGUAUAUCCUGAAAUCUUUGACGUUUUAUUUCUUUCACAUGGAUCUAUGUUUGUGAGAUGGAGAACGCUGCUCUGCGAAGGUCUAUGACAAAACUUUUCGUGGUCCGCUGAAAAAUCAUGCACCACAGAUCAGAGUAGAAAUUAAACGUUAAGAUCUGAAACCAUGGAUACAAGUGUCCAACGCCGUCUAGUGCAUCAGAAUAGUGAAGGGCAAGAUGUUGAAUCUGAGGAUUCAGACGAAGAACAGAAAUACCUCCAAGAUCCUGGAGAGUUUGCUUACAACAAAAGAGUGAGCGUACCUGCCAUUCCUGGUAUGUUAAUUGUCUUAGGACUUGUUGGAGAAUUGUUGUUAUGCUUUGUAAGCAUUGGUGCUGUCGUUACUUUUCUGUUGGAUUACCUGGGUGAAAAGAAAAGAUGUGUCAUGGUGUUUGUUUUUACAUUUUUCAUGUGUCAUAUCCUAGCUAUUUAUUCAAUAUUUCCAUUAAUAUGGUUGUCUUGGUUAAAUGUUGCUCUCAUCCUUAUUGCCAACUUCUUUAUAUUAUUGAUUGGUGGCUGGAUUAUAUUGCAGUUCUCUGCAUUUCGCUGUGAAGAAUUUGAACUAUGUUUGACUAUUGAAAAGCUGCUAUUUACUGCAUUCCCUGCUCUGUCUGUGGCAUUAUGGAUAUGGGCAACAAUGUCUGUUGUAAAACUAAGCCUGCUGCCUUAUCUUACAAUAGCCUUUGGAUUUGGGCUUCUCCAGUUAUUUUUAGUUCCUACAGCUUCAUCUUUCCGAAUGCACUUGGGACAAGAAGACAAUAUAAUUGAUCCCCCACUGACAGGGCUCAUGACCUUAUUAUAUAUAUUUUCACCAAUAUUCUUAUUCUUCUCUGCUUCAAUCUUGUCAAAGGAUGUCUCAGUCUUGUCAACAAAUUUCCUGGUUGAAAUGGUGUUUGUUGUCAGUGCCAGCAUAUUCCUAGCAACCCUUCUUCCAAUCAGGCAGUUCACAGAGCAUUUAGGAAUUUCCUACCAGCAGGUGGUUCGGCUGAGAUGGCUAAGUGGCAUGAUUACAACACUCCUUUGUUAUCAAAUCCUGAAUUACUAUGGGCUUACAUCGCAUUACCUCCCUUGGCUGCCAGCUGGCAUUGCAGCACAUGUUGCUUUUGGAGUUUUUCUCAGUAGCAUUCGAUUCAAGAAUUUCUCCCUAGCUGGCUUUGCAGGUCUUUCACUGCUUCACAGUUUCUGGAUAUCCAGAGUCCCCUGGUCAAUUAAAUUAUUUAUUGCUGACAACAUCCCUAUUAGUAUGCUCUAUGGUACAAUCUGGAUUAAUGCCCUUCUCUGUCUCACCUGUGCCUACCUGGCUUCCCAUGGAGAAAAGAAUUCUUUCAGUUUUUUUAUCGUCUUACAAACUGCAGUUUUUACAUCAUCUGAGAUACUGUUGUUCCAUGCCAAGUUUUAUUCUUCGUCCAUCGUACUGUUUUCAGGAUUGAUUGCACUAUAUUUAUUAUACAGAUUGACAGUAGUAGAGAAAUUACAACCCUAUGUAUCCCUGAUUUGUACAUCAGUCCAUCUAACCAAAGUAACCAGCCUCUUACUUUCAAUGCUUCCUUAUACCAAAAUCAACAGCAUGGCAAAAGUGUUUUAUUUGUUCCUCAUGAUAUUACAAAUGCUGAAAACAUUUGUGAUGGACUCCAAACUAAAGCUGUCUGCUAAACAGGUCACUUUGCAUAUUGUUGGUGUAAGUUUGACAUGUGCCUUAAAUGUAGAACCUCUACUAUCAAUGUUGUGUUAUUACUUCAUGGACAGUCAACCAUCUUUGUCUGACAUUACAGGUGUAAUACUGAUGAUAACUGGUCUAUCAGUAAUGAUACUACUCUCUAUGUGCUCUGAUAUUAAAUCCCCUGUCACCCAUUCAGGCCCUUUGUUGGUAUUUGUUGGUGCCCUUAUUGUCUAUAUUCAACCCAGUUGGUCAGUCAGUUGGCUGUCUGUCUUGCAGUGGGGAAAUAUUAUCAGUGUGCUGUGUAUGGUGCUUCUCUUUUUAUACACCAAGCCACUACCACUUGCUGUCGUUAUGUCAAUAUCAGCUGCCAUCUCUGUAUGUCCAACUUACAGUGUUAUCAUGCAAAAGUUUUACAUCAGAACCAGCUUAAGUGAAGGCUUACACCUACUCUAUAUCCUGAUAUGUAGUUGUGUUCUCUCUUUUAUCACAACUGUCGUCAAAUGGCGAACUGCUGGAAAAUCCUUUGAGAAGAAUAUUUCUUUUCUGUGUAGUUGUAUGGCAGUCUUUGGUACUUUAAUCAUUGGAUUUGAUUACUUUACAAUCACUUCAGAGAACUUGACUUACAGAGCAUGUUGGCAGGUGCUAAGUUUUUCUGGUUGUGUUGUCAGCAUCUCACUUCGUCUCAUUGGAAACAAAGUUAAGCAAGAAAUAUUGGUCAAUGAGACAAAUGAUAAAUCUUAUCCAUUACUUCCCAUUCUUGGAAAUAUAGCUGCCAUUGUUUCUUACCUUGUUCUUUGCAUGCUGUCACCUGCUACUGGCUUCUUAAGAGAUGUUUGGUAUUGUGGUGUCUCCGUCAUUCUAAUUUGUCUGCAGAAAGACCGUCACAUAUUACAGCGGUUAAGCAACAAGAACCAGACAGUCCCCACAAUUUUCACAGUAGCAUUCAUACUUUGGAUUCAAACCUUCCUUCAUUGUGACAUCUGGUUUACUGCUGAGCUUAGCAGCUCUAUCCGAAGUGCAAUGGAACUCAUCAUCAUCUUCAUCACAACACCUGUUUAUAUUGUCUUGUGGAGCAUCCUCUGGGUUGACGAAAUUCGACUGAAUGAGAAACUGGUCAUCUUCCUUAUGCCCCUUAACUCUCUGCUCUUUCUAGUUGGCAGCACUUACACUGCAUGGGCUUUGGGUGCAUUUGGCAUAUUUUCUGGUGUUUGGAUGAUGUCAUACAAAUUACCACUGGAAGUGGACACUGUGUAUGAAGACUCCUGAAGCAGCAAUAAACUCUAUCUGUGAUAUGAAGAGGUGAAAGAUUACUUAACCUUAUUUUAUGGACCAUAGCCAUUGUAAAUGGGAAUGUGUGACAGAGAUUAAAUAUAAAUAUCUAUUUUUGUGAAAAAAGAACUCUAUAUCCCCAUUAAUCCAGUUGGUAUAUUGGAGUUGAUUGAUUCUUUGGAUAACUUUUAAUCUCAGUUACUACAGUAAGGUCCUCCAAUGGUGAAAAAAAAAUGAGAAGAGAGAUGGAAAAGAUAUUUAAAAAGUACAGUUAUUUAUUAUUGUUGUUAACAAUAAAGCAAUACAUAAUAUUACUCAUCAUCACCAUCAUCAUCAUCAUCAUUAUUAGGACAGUAGACUGGCUGAAUUGUUGGAAGGUUGGAAAAAUUACUUUGUGAUAUUUGUUCUGGCUCCUUACAUUCUGUGUUCAAAUAUCACCAAGGUCAACUUUUCCUUUCAUCCUUCCAGGGGUUCAUAAAAUAAAAUUCCAUUCAAUUAUUGAGAUCUAUGUAACUGGCUACCCUCCUUCUCUCAACAUUGCUUGCUUUGUGCCAAAGUUAUUGUUAUUAUUAUAAGGCGGAGAGCUGGCAGAAUGCUUAAUGGUAUUUCACCCAUCACCGAGGUCAAUUUUGCCUUUCAUCCUUUUGGGGUCGAUAAAUUAAGCACUAGUCAAGUACUGGGGUCGAUAGGGUCAACUUACUCUCUCCCCACAAAUUUCAGGCCUUGUGCCUAUAGUAGAAAGGAUUAUUAUUAUUAUUACAAGGCAGAGAGCUGGUAGAAUUUUUAGCACAUCAGGGAAAAUGCUCAGUGGCAUUUCAUCCAUCUUACAUUCUGAUUUCAAAUUCCACUGAGGUUAACUUUGCCUUUCAUCCUUUCAGGGUCGAUAAAAUAAGUAUCAGUUGAACACUAGGGUUGAUGUAAUCAACUUAUUCCUGCCCCUGAAUUGCUGGCCUUGUGCCAAAAUUUGAAAUCAUCAUCAUUAUCUGGCUCUUAAUAUUCUCUUUAUCUUCCAACCUACUGGAAGUCAAUAAAAUGAAGUACUAGUCAAAUACUGAGGUUGAUAAUGUCAACUUACUCCCCUAUCUUCAGAAUUGUUUGCCCUGUGCCAAAAUUGAAAUCCAUCAUCAUCAUCACCAUCAUCAUUAUUUCUGUUGUUACAAUUUUUAGUAUUCACAAAUUAGAAAAUUAUCUAAAAGACUUGUGCACUUGGACCACAUGUAGUUAGAGUAUCAAACUUAAUUAAAUCAACUAAUUUGAGGCUGUUUGUAUAAAGAAUUGUAUGGUACAAACUAGUCAUGUUAUUAUGAUUGAUGAACAUUUUUCAGUUAAUGAAAAAAUUUGUAUAAUGAAAACAUGUCUCCUAUUUCACUCCAAUAAAUUUUCAUUCCAUUAGUUUCCUCCAAUAAAAAAAAAUCCUAUAAUUUUU
Messenger RNA from Octopus sinensis (East Asian common octopus), 4890 nucleotides. RefSeq lists its product as uncharacterized. The record is from RefSeq and is a predicted model, not a curated record. Lineage: Eukaryota; Metazoa; Mollusca; Cephalopoda; Octopoda; Octopodidae. The transcript has 20 exons. The coding region runs from base 663 to 3461 and encodes 932 amino acids.